CGCAACCACAGCUACGACCAGUCCUUUUUCUCAAGGCCUCAGGUCGUUUUCCGGUUCAUGCAGCUUCAUGUACGGAAGGUCGACGUGGCGAGCAUGGCGUUCGACCCGUUGGCCGGCGCACGGAAGCAGCCCUGAAACCGCUACUGGGAGACCUCUCUCGACCCCAUGCCUCUGGAGGGAUUCUUACCUGCAGACACCGUCAUGGACCUCACGAGUGUACCUUACGACGGGGGCUUCAAGGUUAAGCUCCCACGACGCGUCGAAAGUUGGAAGUCCGUAUGCGACUAAAGAGGUACAAGAGCGGCUUCAAGAACUACAGAGUUCCGCCAUACCCCUCUAUCCACGGUAUCAGUGUACCUCUCAAGCGCGGAGCUUCCAAUCAUUGAGGGAGGAAGCGGACGUCAAUGUUACCAAAGAUGAUGCUAUGGCUCCUAGCGACUGGAUAGAAGGCAAGAUCAACAGCUGAGGAGGCAAAGAGACGCAAUGAGUUCUGACGGAAACACCAGUGUCUGGAAGAGUCUCUUCCAUCCGGCUGAGCGGCUCAAAGUUGGCUUUCGUUGAUAUCGUUGAGGACCAGGUGAAGCUUCAGGUUAUGCUGUCUCACUCGGCAUUCGAAGGCUCCGGAGUGACCUUGACAGACUUCAAGCACUUUAGCCGGCUGCUUAGACGAGGUGACUAUAUUUCAUUGAAGGGAUGUCGACCAUAUAAAGCCAAGAAUGGCCAACUCUCCAUCCGGGCUUCAACCAUGCCCAUUAUUCUGUCACCUUGCCUCCAACGAUUUCCGGUUGAACAUCGAGGCUUUGCAACGACCGAACUUGCAGAGUCUAAUUUUCAACCUCGACAUGUGGAAAUGCAGACGGACCCCGAAAUCAUAGAGACCCUAAAGGCCCGGUCGACCCUUAUCCGCACAAUGAGACAAUUCUUCGAGUCCCGCUAUUUUAUUGAAGUGAGCACUCCUGUCUUAUCUGCCGCAGCGGGCGGUGCAACGGCGAAACCAUUCGAGACCAAAGCGACAGAAUUUCCUCACCGCAAGCUCAACCUACGGAUAGCUCCAGAAUUGUGGCUGAAAAGGCUCAUUGUUGGUGGCAUGGACAAGAUUUUUGAGAUUGGCCCUUCGUUUCGGAACGAAGGCCUCGACAAAACUCACAAUCCCGAAUUCACGACCUGCGAGUUCUACGCCGUGCGCCACGAUCUGCGCCAGCUGAUGGACAUGACGAAGCAGCUCAUCACAGACAUUGGCUCGGCUAUCAAAGCUCUACCUUACCAAUAUGCGAACGCGCGCUCAUACCUUCUUGACUCUGUACACGGUCCAUACGAAGAGCUUGACUUUAUUCCUUCUCUCAACUCUGCCUUAGGGGUUGAUCUCCCCAACCUCUCCUCACCUUUCGCCCACGCCGAGCUCCUGGGACUUUUCCAUUCGCACAAUCUGCCCCUCCCCAGCAAUCCCACGGUUCCUCGACUCGUGGACAAGCUUUCCUCGCUGUAUCUGGAACCGCGCUCUUCCCAGAGACCACUCUGGAUCACAAACAUUCCCGAGUGUCUGUCGCCCUUGGCGAAAUCAUACAUCCAUCCCACAGCACCCAAUGAUCAGCCAGUUGCUGCCAGAGCAGAGUUAUUCAUCGCAGGGAAGGAAGUUGUGAACUGUUACGAGGAGGAAAACUCGCCUUUCGAGCAAAGGAGGAAGUUCCUGGAGCAACAAAUAUAUGGCACUCUUAAAUCCCACCCACAGACUAACUCGAGUGAGACCGGAACAAAGACUGCCAGCGCAUAUGUGGAAGAUGACGAAGAGGUGAUGAAGGUUGAUGAGGACUACCUACAGGCACUGGAGUGGGGGCUUCCACCUACUGGUGGAUGGGGUUGCGGGAUCGAUAGGCUGGUUAUGCUUUUCACGGGCAGAGAGAGGAUUGGAGAUGUGCUGAGCUUCGGCAAUCUCAGGGCGGUCACAAGGGGUGCAGAAGGAGAAAGCUACACGGGAGGUGAAGAUGGCAAAGCCAAUAGCUAGCACGAGACCCGUGAAAGGACUUGCGAACUCUCCUGAAGCGCUUCCUGAAGGGUUGAAUCGGACGACCCCAAGGCCACUAUUUGGAUGCUAGAUGAAGAGAUCCGCCUAGAAGGAGUGUCUUGUACAAAUAAACAGCUGAAUCGCCCAGCCCAGAAUGUUUUCCAAAGCGCGGCAGCUAAAUGUGGCU
This is a messenger RNA of Cladophialophora immunda, 2189 nucleotides long. Its product is annotated as lysine-tRNA ligase, variant. Gene Ontology annotation, biological process: mitochondrial lysyl-tRNA aminoacylation. Bases 593 to 2002 code for a protein of 469 amino acids. The transcript has 3 exons. Gene Ontology annotation, molecular function: lysine-tRNA ligase activity; tRNA binding; ATP binding. The record is from RefSeq and is a predicted model, not a curated record. Gene Ontology annotation, cellular component: mitochondrion; cytoplasm. Lineage: Eukaryota; Fungi; Ascomycota; Eurotiomycetes; Chaetothyriales; Herpotrichiellaceae.